This is a messenger RNA of Acanthosepion pharaonis, 1572 nucleotides long. The record is from the annotation of a GenBank genome assembly. NCBI's taxonomy places the organism in Eukaryota, Metazoa, Mollusca, Cephalopoda, Sepiida, Sepiidae.
AUGAAAGAAAGAGAAACAUACUUUUUCGCUCCUGUCUUCUCCCUUCAUUCCGACCCUGGUUACCCAUCACCCAUCUACCAGUGGAAGAAGCUCCCUCACUGCCAACCUUUCCGCCCGCCGUCCCUACCCAGCACGCCGGAGAGACCGCGGCGAACCAGUUCGCGUCUCUUCAAUCACAUGACCCGUUCGUUUGCGCUUUCCUUAUGCAGUAAGGCCCCCACCAUCACCCACCAAUCCCCGAGCCGCGUGCCUAGGCCAAGCAUCAAUCGAAGAAAUUUUCUUUUCCUCUACCGACCGUUUUCCUUCUUCCUCGAGGCCUCCUGCAACCACGUACAGUACAAGCCAAAUUUAUUCCAGUUCAACGGUUGGCGUAUCACCUCUGGUCCCUCCCACUGGCUACAACGGAAGCGUACCAAUCACAUUUUCCUUUUUUUUUCUUUUCUUAUUCCUCUAUUAUUUUAUAUCUUUUUUAUUUUCUUUAACUUUCUCAUCCCUUCCUUCUUUUCUUUUCCAUUCUCUCUUUUUCACCCUUCCUCCAUUUUACGACCCUCUCUUUUUUUACCUUUUCUUUCCCUCACCUUUCGUCUUUUUUUUAAAUCCCUCUUUCCCGAUUUCUUUCUUUCUUUCUUUCUUUCUUUCUUUCUAAUUCUCCUUUAUUUUACACUCUUCCUCUCUUUUUCUCCUUCUUUUUUUACAUUUCCUCACUCGUUCAUUUUGCAUUGCUCAUCGUCAUUUCCUCAUACCUUUCUUUCCUCUUGUUCGUCACUUCUCUCUCCUCCUUCUUCUUUCUCCUCCUUCUUCUAUACUUACCCCUCCAUUUUAAUUUAUUUUCUCUUUUUUCCUUAUUUACAUUCUAUUUCCUCUAUUUUCUCAUUUUUUUUUACUUCCAUUUUUGCUUUCUCCCUUCCUUCAGUUACUCCUUUUCCUUCUUUCUUUUCUCUCUUCUCUCAUCUCCGCCAUUUUUUCUUCCCCUCACUUCUUGACCGCUUAUCUCUCCCGUCUUUCUUUCUCAUUCUCCUCCCCUUGUCUUGCCACUUUAUUUCUUUCUCCUCUUCUUUAUUAUUUGUCUCCACAUUUGCUUUUCUUAUCACCGCCUCCUUUCAGUUCCUCUUUGGUCUGUUUUCGUCUUUCUUUUCUGCUUUAUAUUUUUACCACCAUUUUCUUUUCUUUUUUGUCUCACUGAACUUCUCUCUAUUUCCUUGUCUCCCUUUACUUAAUCCUCUUUCCUUUUUUCCUCUUUUCUUUUCUUUCUUGUCUCAAGUCCACCCAUUCGAAGAUUAUCUAUCUAUCUAUCUAUCUAUCUAUCAUCAUUUCAUAUCUGAUCAAUCCCAUUCAUUUCAUAUCUAUCUAUCUAUCUAUCUAUCUAUCUAUCUAUCUAUUAUCUAUCUAUUUUCAUAUCUGAUCCCAUCCCAUUCAUUUCAUCAUUUCAUAUCUGAUCAAUCCCAUUCUAUCUAUCUAUCUAUCUAUCUAUCUAUUUCAUUUCAUAUCGAUCAAUCCCAUUCAAUCCAUUUUCAUCAUUUCAUAUCUGAUCUUCAUUUCUAUCUAUCUAUCUAUCUAUCAUUUCAUAUCUGA